CCGAUCAGACGCUUGUUAGUGGAGACGCAGCGUCACAGACACAGGGAUAUUGUGCUUUUUGGAUUAGUGUUGUGUUAAGUUCAAUUGCGUUUUAAUAUAUAGUUAUGAAGCCACUACUUAAGACAGUGGUGGCCAUAAGCCUUCUACUGAUCGUCCAUGCACACCCAGAAAACAUAGAAGAUGUAAAGGAACUGCCACAAUCCAAAGAGCUAGCUGUCGAAGCUGAAGAAUCCGAACCCCAAGCGAGAGUUGAGCGCUGCACAACCUGUGGCACCGGAAACCUCAAAUCACCUCAAGCGCUUUUCGCUGAUCUUCAAGCUGUGCCAGGUGCCGAGGUCCAUACGCAACAGUCCUUCGAAGGAUGUUCAUCAGAAAAGGGCUGUGCUGGUCUCAAGAUUAAAGACGGCAAAGUUGUUGAAAGAUACGGUAAUGCAGACGCCUACAACGCGGCCGCGUCUGCAAAUAGUAACAAUGAGUUCAAAUUUUACUCAGGCUUAGCAAAAAAUGUCUUUGAAGGUACUUUACCAGGCAAUGGUCCUCACUGGUGGAUGAACCAGGACUCACCAUUUAAAGGUGGCGCUGCUAGCAGCGGUAAAUUUGAAAAAUUCAGCAAAUCUUCCAGCUCUAGCUAUUCGAGCACUGGUUCCAGCGGUGCUGGUGCGAAUAGCGCAUUAAACUUGGCAGGUAACCCAUUCUUGAACGGUGACCUUGCUACUUUGGCUGCAGAACAAAACGUUGGAGUUAUUAAGCCCUCUAACUUUCAGUCCUCGUCUUACGAAUCGUCGUCAUUCAGCGCGUCCAACAAAGGGAAGGUUGAUUUAUCGAACAACCCAUUCCUGAAUGGAGGUUUUAAGGCUGGCCAAACAGGAUUUGGAUUUGGAGCAACUGCUGGCUUUGAUGCAGCCAACUCUCAAAGCUAUAACGCAAAUGCUAACGCUCAAAGCUUCGGCAAUUCGUACAGCGGCGGUUUUGCAUCUGGAAACAAGGUUUCUACUGGUUACGCCAGUUUAACCCCUCAGAUCGCGACCUCUGUAUCCAACGUCAACCAGAUUCAGGGUGAAAAAGCAAACGAAUUCGACUACCAACAGCAAACACAACAAUCACAACAAAACUUCAACACCGCCUUCCAAAGUUCUGGAAGCGUUAGUGGAAGUGGCUUGCAGCAGACCUGUGCGACUGAAGGUUACUCCUGUGUAAUCAAAUCUCAGUGCAACAACGGUGUGGCAUACCUUCGUAGCAACCCUAGGAAACAAUACUGCAACGUCGACACCGAAAUUUGCUGCAAGGUAGAAAUAUUCCAAGUCACUAACCAAGAAGCCGGGUCAACACUAAACCAGGGUUCAUCAUACGCUGGUCAAAACAAUUAUGCAUCACAAACUGGUUCAGCCUUCGGAAUUCAGGGACAGUCAACCCAAACUGGGUUUGCCAGCAAUGUUGGCUCUUCAUCUUAUGGAGCAAAGGGCACUUAUGGAGCUCAGAGCGGUACAUCAUUUGUAUCAGCAAACAGAGGUACAGUUGGAUCCACUGGAUUUGGUUCAACCUUCGUGCCAUCUCAAUCUGGUUCAGCCUUCGGAGUUCAGGGACAGACAACCCAAACUGGAUUUGGAAAAAAUGUUGGCUCUUCAUCUUACGGAGCACAAGGAACUUAUGGAGCUCAGAGCGGUACAGGAGCUGGAUCAAGCCUUGGAUCAACAAAUAGAGGUACAGUUGGAUCUACUGGUUUUGGUUCAACCUUUGCACCAUCACAAUCUGGUUUAGCCUUCGGAGUUCAGGGACAGACAACCCAAACUGGAUUUGGAAAAAAUGUUGGUUCUUCAUCUUACGGAGCACAGGGAACUUAUGGAGCUCAGAGCGGUACAGGAGCUGGAUCAAGCUUUGGAUCAACAAAUAGAGGUACAGUCGGAUCUACUGGUUUUGGUUCAACCUUUGCACCAUCACAAUCUGGUUUAGCCUUCGGAGUUCAGGGACAGUCAACCCAAACUGGAUUUGGAACCAAUGUUGGCUCGUCAUCUUACGGAGCAAAAGGAACUUAUGGAGCUCAGAGCGGUACAGCAGUUGGAUCAAGCCUUGGAUCAACAAACAGAGGUACAGUUGGAUCUACUGGUUUAGGUUCAAAUAUUGGGCAAUCAACCCAACAAUACGGAUCUACCAAUGGUUUUAAGGCGACUGGACAAAACAGUUUCUUCGGAACUGACUCUUCACUAGCUGGUAGCGUAAAUCCGGGUGUAUACCGUCCUGGUGCUAUUGGAUCCAAUUUAAAACCUGGUAUACCAUAUUUGCCUCCAGUAGACAAUGACAAGAGUGAUACUUUCGUCAGCUCAACAAUCUACCCGACUCCAACUUUCGCAACUACUCCCAGGCCUGUCAGACCUACAACCGCCAAGCCAACUUACCUACCCCCUCCUGUCUCGUCUACCUCUGCCCCUGGAUACCUCCCUCCGAUUGGAGAGCCGUCAAAUAACAAAGAGACAAUAGUUCCUAACCCGAUAGACACCGAAGGUUUUCUGAACUUGGGCCCAUAUCAAGAACAAAUAAACCCUAUCCCAAUUAACAUCCCAGUGGGCUGUGCUGCAGCGCUGAAAUGUACUCCGAUUGAAUUCUGCACGGCUGACGGUGUUAUCUCAAACACAUCUGUCGUCUUGACCAAACAACAAAACGUUUACAGAGUACCACUUACUGAUUGCAAAGACAUCGAGACUGGUCGUAUCGGCAAAUGCUGCCGUGAUCCCUACUACACUGAUCCUUGGCCGGCCAACCAGCUCGGCAAGUGGUCGCCCGGCAUUUUCGAACCGAAGUCGACAGUCAGAACACCGACAACCGGAACUUUGAACAAAUAUGUCUACUCGACAACGAAACCAACACCUUUCGCAACACCCCGAAGCACGCCUGUGUAUCAAACAAGCACUUCCAAUCCCAACACCGAAUACGAGAUAGAAAGAAAUCAACGCAUCACGGGAGAAAAAGGUUCAAUCAUCGUUUUAGAGAAACAAAAAAAUUACACGCCGGACAUUAGAAAGGAUAUCGGUAUUUAUAAACAGGUCAAUCAAACUGAAGACACUAAAAUAAAAGAAAUUGGAAUGGAAGAAAUUAAUAUUUUUCAGAACAGCAUUGAUAAAUUCGAAAAUACACUGCAGAACGAAAAAGUGAACUUAGGACAUGAUAACGAAAUUUCAGAAUCCAUACAAAGAGUGUUCCUGACACCAUACACAGGUGACGGAAAGUGCGGAGUCUUGAAUGGUCAAAGGCCAUAUGGCGAUCGUAAUAAAUUGGAAGUAGAUUUCGCCGAAAUUCCUUGGCAAGCGAUGGUGCUGCUCCAGACCAACAAGAGCCUUCUCUGCGGCGGUGUGAUCACAAGACCAGAUGUUGUUGUGACAUCGGCUGCUUGUGUUGACGGCUUGGACGCUAAGAACGUGCUGAUCAAGGGUGGUGAAUGGAAACUUGGAAUCGAUGAUGAGCCUCUACCAUUCCAAAUCGUUCAAGUCAAGACGAUCCUACUUCAUCCCCUCUACGUAAGAGGAAGUGCCGCAUACGACUCCGCAAUCUUAGUACUCGCUGAAAACUUGCGAUUCGCCAAGAAUAUCAACCCCAUAUGCUUGCCCAGGGCUGAAGAAACUAUAGAAGAAUAUUACAACGGCAUUGGAUAUUGCAUCGUUACUGGAUGGGGCAAGGACGUGUUACAAGCUCACCUCUCCGGCAGCAUCAUGCACAGCGUGAACGUAUCUCUGCUCAGACCUGGAGAGUGCCAAGCUAAGUUGAGCUCGAACUACCCCAAUCUAAUAGACAAAUACGAUAAAGACAGCUGCGUUUGUGGACAACCUUCAAACCCAUUGAAUGAUAUCUGCAAGGUCGAUGUCGGUAGUGCGCUCGCAUGUACAGGCGGCGAUGGUCAGUACGUGUUCAGAGGCGUUUACUCUUGGGACUCAGGGUGUGAAACUGGUAAUCAAAUCGCAGCCUUCUACAGAUUCGACCUAGAAUGGUACCAAUGGGCUAUUGGGAUAAUCGAAAGUGCAAAAUUCACUCAAUACACUAUCAUAACUAAUGUGAUAAUAACAGACGGUGUCAAAUAUGUAUAUGGCUUCAAUACGAUAUCGUUAAGGCGUAGAGGUAUUGAAAUUAACAUCAAAUACAUCGAGCCAAUCGUAAAAAACUACACAAUUACUCAGACAGUAAUCAAGAAAGAACCAGAAAUUUUAAAAAUAAUUACGAAUAAAGGAUCGAUACCGAAAAUCAUCGAAAGUUACCAUACAAACCCCUCAUUUAUUUCAUACAAGACAAAGCCGGAAAUAGGUAUUUACACGACCAAGCCUGAAGUUUAUUCAUACACGACCAAGCCUGAAGUUAAUUCAUACACGACAAAGCCGGAAAUAAUUACUUACACGACCAAGCCUAAAGUUUUUUCAUAUACGACAAAGCCGGAAAUAGUUACUUACACGACCAAGCCUAAAGUUUUUUCAUAUACGACAAAGCCGGAAAUAAUUACUUACACGACCAAGCCUAAAGUUUUUUCAUAUACGACAAAGCCGGAAAUAUUUACUUACACGACCAAGCCUAAAGUUUUUUCAUACACGACCAAACCUGAAAUUAUUUCAUACACGACAAAACCGGAAAUAUUUACUUACACGACCAAGCCUAAAGUUUAUUCAUACACGACAAAACCGGAAAUUUUUACUUACACGACGAAACCACAGCUUAUUAAUUACGAAACAUCCGGAAGCCGCACUGACCCUCAGUACAUUGCUCCCGCUGUAUCAAGCAACCCCUCUUUCGAAGAAUUAGUCGGUAAACAUGAACACACUCCAAACUGCAAGUGCUUAGAAGGCAAAAAGUAAAGUAACUUUGGGUUCACAAAUUAAGUCUCGGUGCCAUAAAAAUCUGCAUUAAAAAAAAUAACAUUAAAAAUAAUCAUUUUGACAGUAUAAAAAAACACCAGUUCCUAGAAAGAGUUACCCGACAAUUUACUUAAAUUAAACAUUAAAAAUGGCGAACGACAAUUAUUUUAUUUAUAAAUAUUAUGUACAUAGGUAGGACAUAUUUAUUUUAAUUUGUCACAGACUUUUGUUAUAUAUGUAAGUAUAUAUAUUAACAGGCAUUUUUUUUGUAUUCUACCUAAAAAUGUACAUUUUAUUCGUAAUUAUAUUUUAAUUAAUAAUUAGAUUUUUGACCAUAUUGGUUGAAAAAAAGUACCAAAAUGGUCGACUCUCUAAUUUGAAUUGAUCUUAGUUGUAAAAUUAAGUCUACUUUUUAAAAAAGUUACAGAUUAUGUAAAAGUAAGUAUUUAGUCAAUAUUCUGUAUAUUCAUAUCUAUAAUUGUAAAAUUUGGGAUCAAUAAAGUGGAGAUACUUUGCAUAAA
Molecule: messenger RNA, 5350 nt
Organism: Nymphalis io (European peacock)
Lineage: Eukaryota; Metazoa; Arthropoda; Insecta; Lepidoptera; Nymphalidae
Exons: 13
Coding region: 105-4829 (1574 amino acids)
Biological process (GO): proteolysis
Molecular function (GO): serine-type endopeptidase activity
Source: RefSeq, a predicted model, not a curated record